This is a messenger RNA of Poecilia reticulata (guppy), 3537 nucleotides long. The record is from RefSeq and is a predicted model, not a curated record. NCBI's taxonomy places the organism in Eukaryota, Metazoa, Chordata, Actinopteri, Cyprinodontiformes, Poeciliidae.
GCAGUCGGCUGCAGGUGCCUCCAGGUGUGGCUCGCAUCGUUUCUCUGUUGCUUCGGAUCUGAAGUCUCAGCUGAGCCUCCAAGGUGAGAUCUAACUUCUCGUUGCUCCGGCUGUCAGUGCAGGACACACAGCGGCGGGAAUCUGACCUACAGGUUUAGUUUAUCUGAGGAGCUGUGACAUGCUGAGACUCCUUGAUGAUUCUUCGCUUUCUCUGGAUGACUUCUGCGUUCUGAUUAGCAGACAGGUUCAGGAGGCGCUAGGCAUGAUGGGUAAACCCCUUCAUAGGCUCAGCAAUCAGCAUUUUUCUCACUGGUUGUGAGUUUCAUGGAAACUCAGCUGUUCAGUCUUUGUCUCCUUCACAUGGUGUGGAAGCGCUUUUAUUUCCUCUGAACCAUUCCUGAGUUCUAGCUUCGGUUUUCUAUGCUUCUCACUUUCCUUCCAGGUGUAUUUCAGCCUCGGACUUUUCUUGACCCGGUUUCAGGAGUUUCUGUAGACGAUUCUGUUGCUUGAUGCCAAAGAUCAAACACAGGAUGUGUGUAAGAAAUGAGAAGCUCCUCGUCGCACCAGCKGAUCCAAUCACAGGAUCCAACCUGUUGGCCUAGUUAAAUCCUGUUGUCCGCUGUUUUUGACCAGACAGUAGGUCAAUGCUAAAGAUGCUAACGGUGCAGAAUCCUGCAUCCAAGUACGUUAAUGGGAAGACAUUCCAGCAGCUGGACUCCAGCCAUGUUUAUGCUGAAUGGCUUCUGAAGCAGAAACAUCAGAACCGGGCCGGAGAGAACGGRCCGGACCGUCGGCGUCCAGAGUCCUCCUUCAGUCCUCCGUUCCCAAAGGGAAAUUCAGAUGAAAGGAAACCUAUUUAGGAGUGAAGGUGAGAGUCUGGAGGAAACAUGAGGAGCUCAACAAAGUUUCACCUGAAAGGAAAAAAGUUUAGACAGGAUAAAGACGGUUCUGCUGUAGAAAACUGCAGAACAACCGAAACGCUGUUCUCUGGGAAAUCAACUGGAAUAUGGAACUGGACCUGCAGUUCUGAACGUCUCCACUGGUUACCAGUAACUAACURGUUACUUCCAGAAACGGCACAUGGUUGCAGAUUGUUGCUGAACUGAUGAACCAGCUCUGAGUUUUGCUGUUUGUUUGUUUCACUCUCAUCUCCUGAAAAGCUCUUUACAGGAGCUUUAGGUUAACCAGGCCUCGCCUUGACCCGCAGUCCGGCGACCUUUGACCUCUGUCCCGCAGCCAUGCCGCCUCCAGGAGCCUGUCUGAACAUCAUGGAGGCCCGCCACCGCCGGGACGGCUUCGGCCGCGCCUGCAGCCCCGGCCGGCUCUUCGGACAGGACUUCCAGCAGCUGAAGGAGUUCUGUGUCAGCAGGCGGCUGAAGUUCAUCGACGACAUGUUCCCGCCUGACAGGAAGUCCAUCGGACAGGGAGUCCUGAGCCCCUCGGACCUGGCCCGGGUCGUCUGGCUCCGGCCGGCGAUAAUUGCUCAGAACCCGUCCUUCGUCCUGCGAGGGUUCUCCAGGUUUGACUUUGGUCAAGGAGUUCUGGGAAACUGCUGGUUUCUGGCGUCGAUCGGCGCGCUGACGUUCCAGGAUCCAAUCCUCCAGCAGGUCGUCCCUCAGGAACAAGGCUUUGAUGAGAACUACUGCGGCCUGUUUCAUUUCAGGUUCUGGAGAUUUGGGAAGUGGGUGGACGUUGUGAUUGACGACAAGCUGCCAACGAUCAACGGCAGCCUGAUCUUCGUUCAGUCCAAGAAGCAGAACGAGUUCUGGCCCGCCCUGCUGGAGAAAGCAUACGCCAAGGUGUGUGGCUCCUACACCGACAUGAACGCUGGGACUCCUGCAGAGGCCAUGAUGGACUUCACCGGAGGCGUCCACAUGUCCAUCCCGCUGACGGAUCCUCCUCCGGACCUGUGGGGGAUGAUGUCCAGAGCCGGGAACUUUGGCGCUCUGCUCAGCUGUAGCACGCCACAAGGGGAGUCGUCCUCGUUGACCUYGUCUCCCAACGGCCUAGUCCAGGGCCACGCCUACACUGUGACUGGAGUCGUCCAGGUGACGAGCAGAGGGAAGCCGGUGAAGAUGCUGCGUCUGUGGAAUCCCUGGGGAAAAGGAGAGUGGACCGGAGACUGGAGCGACCGSUCGUCUCUGUGGCAGACCGUGAGCUCCCAAGACCGAGAGAAAUGCCUUUCAGUGGUCGACGACGGAGAGUUUUGGAUGACGCUGGAGGACUUCUCCAAGUUCUUCACAGAUCUUGACAUCUGUGGUCUGAACCCGAACUUCCUGGACGAAGACUCGUCUUCCCAGUGGACGACCUCUGUGGCGGAGGGCCGGUGGGUGGCGGGAACAACGGCUGGAGGCUGCAUGAACUACAAAGACAGCUUCUGGACCAAUCCACAGUACCGAGUCAAGCUGUGUGGCGAGAAGGCUGAGAAAAACAUCCUGGUGUCUCUGAUGCAAAAACCUGACAAGAGGAACCGACACCUGGCCCAGAACCUCCACAUCGGCUUCUCCAUCUUCGAGGUGAAAGAACAGCAUCAGGCACACAGGGGGAAAUUCACGGCCUCGUUCUUCAGCUCUCAACAACCCGUCGCCCAAACGAAGACCUUCAUGAACGCUCGGGAAGUGAUGGAGCUGCUGACGCUGAAGCCUGGAGAGUACAUGAUCGUCCCGUCCACCUUCCAUCCCAACGAGACGGCGUCCUUCCUCCUGACCAUCCUGUCCAAGUCCGAGACCCGCUGCUAUGAGAACUCUGGUGAGCGCUCUCCAGAACCGGUUCCAGAGGCGAUGAAGGUGAAGAACAGACAGGAGGAUGAAAAUAAGAACGCUUUCUUCCGUCAACAUUCAGACAAGCACCUCGAUGCUAAACAUGUAGCAGCUAAAGCUAAUGUUAGCGUCCACACUGUAAAGAAGCUCCAGGACCUCCAGGAGUUCCUGAAACUCUGGAAAGAUCAACUUUGCUCCAAUGAGGUGGGGAAGAACCUGAAGAUUAAAAACCGAGACCUGCAAUCCGGGGGUUUCAGCAUCGACGCCUGUCGGAGCAUGGUAGCUCUCAUGGACACGUCAGUAACUGGGAGGCUGAACAGCAGCGAGUUCAUCCGGCUGUGGAACAAAGUCGUCAUUUACAAGGACAUUUUCUUUCAAACGGAUGUUUCUCGGACCGGAACCCUGUCGCUGACGGAGCUCAGGAACGCGCUCGUCGCUUCAGGGAUGAGAGUCUCUGACGACACACUGAACCUGAUGGCGCUGCGCUACGGCGCCCCCUCUGGUCACAUGACACUGGAGAGCUUCAUCAGCCUCAUCCUGCGUCUGGACUGCAUGUUCAAGAUCUUCCGGGAGCUGUCUGAUGGGAAAACGAUGAGCCUGCAGGAGUCAGAGUGGAUCUACGUUUCCAUGUACACGUGAGUCUGCAGGAGGUCGAAGWCCGGCUCCCUCUCACCUCAGACUGAGCCAGAAUCAUCUACCUUCAGUUCAUUUCAUGUGUUUUCUGUGGAAGACACUUCAACUUCACAACUGAUGAAAUAAAAACACAUUUCAAAUUUUA